Molecule: messenger RNA, 1416 nt
Organism: Marmota monax (woodchuck)
Lineage: Eukaryota; Metazoa; Chordata; Mammalia; Rodentia; Sciuridae
Gene: Lat2
Product: linker for activation of T cells family member 2
Exons: 13
Coding region: 209-871 (220 amino acids)
Biological process (GO): B cell activation; B cell receptor signaling pathway; calcium-mediated signaling
Cellular component (GO): plasma membrane
Source: RefSeq, a predicted model, not a curated record
UGAGCCUGUCCGGCGAGCAGCGGAUGUGAGCAUGACUCAGUGGCUGACAGGAAGCCCGUCACCUCGCCUGCUGCCCGCCAGUCUGUGGCGUUGGCGGCAGUUCGGGCAGGUGUGCGGGUGCAUGUGUGGGCACAGGAUGGGGUGGCCGCAGUGAGGCGUCCUGACUCUCAGGGCCUGUUGCAGGCGCCGGUGGGUCACCAGGGCGGACAUGAGCACCGGGACCGAGCUGCUGUGGCUGGGGGCUGCGCUGCUGCUGCUGCUGGGGACCGCGGCCGGGCUGUGUGUGCGCUGCUCGCGCCCAGGGCUGAAGAAGGCCGAGAAGAUCUACCAGCAGAGGAGCCUGCAGGAGAACCGGCAGAGCUUUGCAGUGGCGCGCACGUAUUCCUUGGUCAGGCAGCCCUGGCCAGGGCCACCGACGGGCAUGAACCCUGACAUGGCACCUGCAAGGAAUGAUAAGCUGCUGCACUUCUCCAGCCCCUUGGACGAUCCCGUGUCCCCCAGGUACCAGAACUUCAGCAAAGGGGACGGUGGGGACUCGGAUGCAGCCUACAUAGACCCCAUUGCCGCAGACUACUACAACUGGGGGUGCUCUACGAAGUCCCCAGAAGAUGACGACGAUGCCACCUCCUACGAGAACGUCCUCAUCUGCAAGCCCAGAGCCCUGGAGUCAGGUUAUCCCUGUGUCCCUGUGAGCAGCGAGGAGACUGAGGAUUAUCAGAACUCAGCAUCCAUUCAUCAGUGGCGGGAAUCCAGGAGGGCCGUGGAGCAAGGCCUUAUAGCAGGACAUCCCUGUCCAGCAGGAAGCCCAGAGGAGGAUGCCGGGGAGCCCGACUAUGUGAAUGGGGACGUGACCAUGACUGGGGAGGCCUAGGGGAGACGGGAAGGAAGGAGCCCAGGGAGCCCCAGACCACGGACGUGUCUGCUGUCCUUCAAGGGCCACUUUCCAGUGCUGCUCCACUUUUGGGUCCCUGCCAGGGCUACCCCUGGAGAGGACCCACAGAUGCCCCUGAGGACCUGCUGUCCGUGGGGAACAAUUGUAUGUAAAUAGCCAGAGCUGCAGCCCCAGCCCGGUGCCCUCUCCCAACUGGGACCUCCUCGGGGCAGGCCUGCUGCCACCUGGCUCCUGAGUGACAGCGCCAGGGACGCAGGGUGACGGCACCGUAUCUAACACCAUGCAACACUGGCCUCCGCGUCCUUUCUGCUCUGGAUUUGGAUCCCAAGUUGCUUACUCAUGUGGCUUCUGUGACUUGCUGUGACCACAGGCCUGCAGUUAACUCACCCAGAGGGGACAUACUGACAUUCUGACCACAGGUGGCUUCUCUCCAGUGAGGGCGCCCCCUCCCCUCUGCCCUUUAGUGGGGCUUCUCUUCGCUCUGGGCUUCUGUUCACUCAGGGGAGAGAUGAAGCCAGUGUGGA